Messenger RNA from Frankliniella occidentalis (western flower thrips), 3609 nucleotides. RefSeq names its product transmembrane protein 135. NCBI's taxonomy places the organism in Eukaryota, Metazoa, Arthropoda, Insecta, Thysanoptera, Thripidae. The record is from RefSeq and is a predicted model, not a curated record. The transcript is spliced from 10 exons. The coding region runs from base 649 to 1998 and encodes 449 amino acids.
CCCAUCCACGUGUUGAAGCCGCAAGUGCCGCGGGUGUCGGGCUCGCGGGACAUUUUCUUUUGUUCACGGGGGGCGAAGCGCAGCGAGUAGGCAAUCCUAUUAGCGAGCUGGUGGCGAAGGAUUGGAGAAGCAGCAGCGGCAAGCGCACCGUUCGUUCGUAGCCUUGAUGCCUCAAGUGCAGUGUUGACUGGGCCGUCGAAAGGGUACUACAUACACUACGGGAGGACCACAGAGGACCCAAAGGACCACUCCUGAGCCUAUCGCCUAUCGGCUGGCCCGGGCUUGUUUCCCUGCAUGUUUGGCGCUCCUCGAGGGAAGUACGUGUACGUGUACGUACACUAGUGUACAGUCAAAGCAGUGGGGCGACCGUCCGUGGCUGGCGACCGUCCAGCCUUUUUCCUUGGUAAGGCAUCUUCUUCUCAUGUCAGCUGACGACACAGUUCCUCCAGGGAUGUCCCCUCCGUCCCGGCACGUCACGCAGACCUGGCAGAAAAAAUAACAGCUGUAAAACAAUGAACUUGCUGCAAAGUCUUUUUUCUGACGCCACUAAAAGAACAAAGAGAAGUGAUCUUUGACUCCUCUACUGCGUACCUCUGCGUAGUUCUCUUCGUAUCGGAUCCAAGUAACGUCAAGAACACUGCGGGGAUCAUGAGUAUCUUCAGCAAAUACCAAACGAUAGAUGCAACAUGUAUGGAUUAUGUGCAUCCUUGGACGCAAUCUUGUGCCGAUGGAUCAUGCUCUCUCUUUUUUCACGCCGUUCAACAUUCUGGCCGCCUGUACUUCACAGUAUACAUGUUAAGUUUACUGAUGCACAGGCGCAUCCCUAGUGCCCAGAAACUUAAGAAUACGUUCCUUGGAAUAUUGCAAUCUACUGCAUUUUUAACGGCAAAUGCAUUUGGUUAUUCUCUUUCACUAUGUUUCCUCAGGGCUAUUAUGGGCAAUUUCAACUUUAUGACAAUUUCAUAUGUGCCAUCUUUCAUGGCAAGUUUAGUAGCAAUUCUUGUGGAAAGACCGUCCCGACGAAGUCUUCUUACUUUGUAUGUCACCAACGUGGCAUCAGAAACUUUGUUUCGUAUGGCAGUAUGGAGAAAAAUGGUAAAACCUAUUCCAUAUGGUGAUGUUAUGUUAUUUGCUACAUCCAUUGCUAGUGUCUUAUAUAUGUAUCGAAAGGGGCACAAUAGCAAAGAUGCCAUUUUCUCAAUGCUGAGGGUUGUAAUUGGACCUUAUGAAGAACAUGGCAGUGCCAGUGUUGAUCCUCCUGCUAGUUCCGCCAAUCGACCGAGCAAGGCAAAAGGUCCUCUUUUUGAAUGUCUGGAGUCAUUCUUAGCACCCUAUUAUAAACUUAUGAAGAGUUUUAAGAGACAUGAAACAUGUCCUCACCCUUCUUCAUGUGUGGGAUAUACAAUGAAAGGUGGUUUGAAAAUGUUUGCUGUUGGUUAUGGUCUUCAAUUUUGUAUGCGAGUUCUCCUUCGAGCGAAAAGAUUGAUGAAAAAUCCAUCACAAAUCCCAGGAAUGUUAAUUGACAGGAAAAUGUUAAGUCUUGGCUUAUUCCUUGGUGGUUUCCCAGCCAUUUUCCGAUCUGUCUCUUGUGCCUUACGAUGGAUUCGAAAUAAAGAUUCGCCUUCCCAUGCUACUCUUGCUGGGUUCUUAGCUGGAUUAGCAUUUGUUAGUUAUCGUGAUAAUUCAGUUGCCCUGUAUGCCUUCUGGAAACUGAUGGAGGUAUUGUACACACGAGCUGUGGCUCAAGGGCAACUACCCGAGUUACCUGGAGCAGGUGUACUUCUGUACUGUUCAGCAACUGCACUCCUAUUCCACGCUGCCAUCUGGGAGCCUCAAAACUUAAGACCAUCCUAUUGGGACUUCCUUCAAGGAAUAUCAGGGGGCAGAGUAUCCUGCAUGUCCCGUGAUGUUCUUGAAUGUUUUGGUUUGGAGUCAAAGAAAAACCUAGAACUUCUUCUUCUCAAAAACAGGACAGAUAUCACCAAGUUCAAGUUCUAAGAUCUUUGCUGAACAAACCAGGCAGCCAGGUAAAUUUUUUGGUCCUCAUCUGUGGUGCCCCUUAUUGUUUAUGUUUGAUGAAGAAGCUUACAGCUUUUUUUAAUUUGUAUACUAUAAAUGGUGCGGUAUCAUUGGGAGUCUUCUGGGUUGUAUGAAUCUAUUUUUUUUAAAUAAUUGAGUUGAAUAUUCUAGAAGAUUAUAUUAUAUUUACAGGGUACCAAUAGCUGAAUGUUACUGCACUCAUCCUUUCACUGAUAUUUUAUGUUGUUUAUAAAGUUGAUGAAUGGUGUCCUAGAGGUUGACAUGUUCUGAGUGAUACAGUAUAUCAUGUAUGUGCUGUACAUGCAAAUGUUAAUAUGCAGAUUUUAAUUAAUUGCACACCUGUACCAGAAAAGAAACAUGCAAUGCAAUAGCUUUCUGACUGUAGGAUUGCUUCAGUCUUUAAUUGUGAAAUAAAGUUCUAUUAUUUAGGAGGUUUUCAGACUAAUGUGCGCGUGGGCUGUGAAUAUUGUUGAAAUGAAAGAGAUACAUUUUUGAAAUGGAUUGACAGUCAUGUCUGGCAAAGUGAUUUGGUUCAUGAUACCCAAAGUGUCAGUCUAAUGAUGUUUUUUUUUUCUUCUUUUUAUUUUUAUUUGCAAAGUCAUGCCUCCUAUUUUGUAAAUUUAGAACAACUGUGGUAUGUAUUGAAUGUGAGGGUUAACAUUGAAAUUACUAAGUAAGAACUGUGAUCACAGAGUGUUACCACUCAAGUUUGGUUGUACCCCAAAUUGUAUCCUUUUCAUCUAAUUUAAGAAUAUUACUAGAUUGUUAUCUAAGCUUUGUUCGGAAGUACUCAUUUCCAGGAAAGACUGAUGCCACAUCUUUGGUUGAACAAUAAUUUUACUUUUGCAGCAAUGCAAUCUCUUGCCCUCAUUUUUUGAAGAGACUCUUUAAAUCAAAAUUGUACAGGUCGUUUCAUAGGCCUCACAUACUGUUUUCGUUCUACUAUAUUGCAUGCUUGCUGGUUGGUUUGCUCACCCUUUUGCUCACCAUGAUGCCUUAUGGGGUAUGGUUGAGUUGACUAUGCUCAAUGAUGAGAGCAGGUAGGCUAGCACGUUCCUACGCCUGUAUGCGGCACAGUAAAACCCAAACAAUCGACAGGGAUUUUGGAACACCCUGUGUGUAGCAAGUUUUUCUUCUCUGCUCUUUUUAUUUAUUUUAUUGUAUUUUCAAAGCCGGAAAUUGUUUAAAACUGCUUUUUGGAAAUUUUUCAACUGUUUCUAGCAACCUUUGCGUAAAAUUUCAGCCCAAAAGAUUUUUAAAAUUUAUUUAUAGGUCAUAUUUUUUACCUGAUUGCUAGAAAGUGUUUUGUCUUCACAGAGUAGAGCUGUUAAAGGAGAACAUUUACUCGUUUCUCUUGAGUGCAUUGAGUCAUUGUAUUGCUACUUGUAGCAAAAUUGUUCCAUUCUGCAACAUUGCUUUAGUCCAGUUGAGAUUCAUUAAGCUCCUACUGCCCAUUACCCUGAAAAUAUUUUCAUUUCCAUAUUAAACCACGCAAAUAAUUGUCAUUUUAUGAUGUGACCUAAACUGACCGAUUUACUGUGAUAAUAAAUGUUAAAUGUUAUGCUUGUA